This is a messenger RNA of Osmia bicornis bicornis, 1342 nucleotides long. RefSeq lists its product as uncharacterized. Bases 117 to 1208 code for a protein of 363 amino acids. The transcript has 4 exons. NCBI's taxonomy places the organism in Eukaryota, Metazoa, Arthropoda, Insecta, Hymenoptera, Megachilidae. The record is from RefSeq and is a predicted model, not a curated record.
AGAGGGUAUCGUGUUCAUUAGAACCCGAAGCCAUAACCUAAAAAAAUGUAUACAGUGUUAGUAUAAAUAUCUUGAUAUUGACACCGAGUAAUUUUAUUCCGCGUAUAUAUUCAUUAAUGGCUGGGGGUGAUAUAAAGUUUAAUUUACGAAACCUAGAUUUUCCGUAUUGUGCUACGGAAGCAUUGUGCAGAAUCGAAGUACUAUGCGGCAAAUCCGGGAAACAGAUGGAUUUACAACUGGAUUUAAUAUCCGAAUUCGUGUUCGGAGAAAUAGAAAGGCGGAAGAAACGCAACAUGACACUAGCGAUACAAGAAUUGCAAUUAAUAGAAGUUCUGAGCGACUUUUUCCAAAGUCCUGGAGGAAUGCCCGCCGUACGGAACGCAAUAUUUUUAUCUCUUUUCCCUGCAGAUAGUCCCAGAUAUAAAAUUUUAGGCAAUUUAGUAUCUUUAUCUAUUGCCACCCAAAAUAAAGCAAUCUUGAACGCAACCGGAAUUUGGAUGCAACAGUUAGGCUCUACUUCUCCGCAAAGCGUAGGAUUAGCAAGGCACGUACUUAACGACUAUUUUGUCCUUACGCCAAAAUCUAUCGACAAGUUGAUGCAGCUUCCUGUUCUCGCAUCACAUUUCACUGCCAACUUACUGACAGCAAUAGGCGAGGUUUAUGAGGAUAAAGAUCCACCUACAGAAUUGCUCAGGUUAAUUGGAGAAUGGAUAGAUGAAAAUCCAGGUCUUCUGUUAACUCCUUUAAUGGAUAAUCCUGCUUUACCAACUGGUGGCAUUCCAAUGACACCGAUAACACCCAUAGCAGGUUUAUUCAGGUGGUGUAUUUUAUCUCCUCUACGUGUUAAUACCAUAGAAAAUGCGGAGAAUUCUGAAGAACAAAAAAAACUUUAUUCUAAAAUUCAACAACUACUAAUGGAUUCAGUAUUAAGAUUGAAGAAUAGUAGAAACAAUAAACAUGCUAUAUCAGCGCAGCACUUCGCAGCUACUACUCGAACUUUGACUACUAGUUUACAGUCUCAAGUAAACGUCAGUUCAACUCUACACGAUUUAGCUAUGGCACGACUUGCACAGGCCGUUAGCGCAGCAAUGUCCGCAAAUUGCAUUUAUGGUAACAAACAAGAAUUAUUAGCUUUGUUGCAACCUUUAUCGUACCAACAUUUCUUAAUCGAAUGGACAUUACAAACCUAUGCAUCUAAAGCUACUUAAUUACAUUGUAUUAUGGUAAUAUUGUAUUUUAUGUUUGAACUGUACAUAAUGUAUAACAGUAUACAUGACUGAAUCAUAGCUGUAAAUAUAAACAAAAUUUUUAAGAUCUAAUAAAUAUUUAUUUCGUGUUAAAA